This is a messenger RNA of Paramecium sonneborni, 841 nucleotides long. Lineage: Eukaryota; Ciliophora; Oligohymenophorea; Peniculida; Parameciidae. The record is from the annotation of a GenBank genome assembly.
UAAAAAUAUUAUGUCAUUAUCUUAAAGAAUAACAGUGACAUAAAAAGGAAGAGAACUUCAAGAAUAAUUGAGAGACCAAAAUAGAUAACCAUAAAAGCCAUCAUAGAUUAAAGAAAAUUAAGGUAAACGGAUAGCACAAAUAGAUAGAUAGUAUAGCUCAUUUUUUUGAUAAAGAACUAAAAGCAUAAGAUUAACUUGAUAGUUAUGCUUCUUUAGUUUAAAAUAGAUUGAAGUCUCCAGAAUAGAUAAUUGAAUUUCUUGAAACAAAAUUUUAGAAAUAACCUUUAUUUGUUUAAAAGGAGAUGUAAAAGGUUGGAUAAAGAAUAUACCAUUAUGGCAAUAAAGAUAUACAGUCUUAGGUUGUGUUGCCUUAGUUAGAUUUUAGAUAAAAGUAAUAUAUGAAAAACAAAUAUGCUAAUUUUAGUGAGAAUAUAUCAUCUCGAUAAUCAAGUAAAACUUAAUUUAAAUGAUAGAACAUAAAGUUGAGGAAGGAUUAACAAAAAAAAUAAAUUUUAUGUUAUUUUAGGAAGGAAAGAUAGAGAGAAUGAUAACUAAGUAUGAAAAAUUUAAUGAAAAAGCUAAAUUAAUACCCGAAUAUAAGAAAGAUGAUAAAAAAGGAGAAGAUUUUAUGAAAUAAUUAUUAUAAAGAAUGGAUGCAGGUCAAGAAACAAGAGUUGAAUCUCUAUAAGAAAUAAGAUAAUAACAUAAAGCAGAAUUAAGUUUACUUGAAUAUUAAAAUCUAUAAAAGGAAAGACUAAAAUAAACUAUGACUGAUUUGCAUAAAUCAAAAUAUGGUAAAUAUUGGAAUAAAUAAAAAUUAUCAUCUAGAACAGAUAAAUGA